AUGAUUGGGAGGAGCGCGAGCAUGGAGGAGGGGCGAGCACGGCUGCUGGCAGCUGAUGCAGCACUCACGGAUGCCAUUCUCACGGGCGUGAUCAUGCCCACACCCACCUCCUCUUCCCUGGGCUUCCCCCAGUGCGCGCAGCAUGGCAGCACCGCGACUGCCCAUAAUGGCGGUGGUGGUGGCAUGGUGGGCAGCAGCGUGGAUUGUAGUCACAGCAUCAGUGUAGUGUGGCGAUCGGGCGGCGCAGCCUUGACAGCAGCAGCAGCAGCGUGUGCUGCAGAGACAGGGCAGCGUGGCACUCAAUCGACAAGUUCUACUCUCCUUGCUCCUCUUCUACUCUCCUUGCUCCUCUUCUACUCUCCUUGCUCCUCUUCUACUCUCCUUGCUCCUCUUCUACUCUCCUUGCUCCUCUUCUACUCUCCUUGCUCCUCUUCUACUCUCCUUGCUCCUCUUCUACUCUCCUUGCUCCUCUUCUACUCUCCUUGCUCCUCUUCUACUCUCCUUGCUCCUCUUCUACUCUCCUUGCUCCUCUUCUACUCUCCUUGCUCCUCUUUACUCUCCUUGCUCCUCUUCUACUCUCCUUGCUCCUCUUCUACUCUCCUUGCUCCUCUUCUACUCUCCUUGCUCCUCUUCUACUCUCCUUGCUCCUAUUCUACUGUCAUUUCUCCUCUUCUACUCUCCUUGCUCCUCUUCUACUCUCCUUGCUCCUCUUCUACUCUCAUUGCUCCUCUUCUACUCUCAUUGCUCCACUUCUACUCUCAUUGCUCCUCUUCUACUCUCAUUGCUCCUCUUCUACUCUCAUUGCUCCUCUUCUACUCUCCUUACUCCUCUUCUAAUCUCCUUGCUCCUCCAGGGCUUUCUCUUGUGUGUGAGAGCCGCAUGCCAGCAGUAGCAGACCGCGUGGUGCUGCGCAAGCUGGCCCAGGACAUGUGUGAGUGGUCGCGCCUGCUGGUGAGUGACCACAAUGCCCAUUUUUUCUCUGCACCCAUCUCCCCACCACCCUCCCUCACCCCUCUUCCCCAACCCUCUCCCCCACCCCUCUCCCUCACCCCUCUCCCCCAACCCUCUCCCCCACACCUCUCCCCCAUCUCUCUCCCCCACCCGCUUGCCCCAACGGCCUCUACCCACCCGUCUCCCCUCCCUGCUUUCCCGCACCUCUCCCCCACUCUCCGCACGCCCCACCCUUACCCCUCUCUGCCACGCCUCUCUCCCAACACUUCCCUGAACCUCUUUCCCAAGCCUCUCCCCCAAACCUCUCGCCCAACCCGCUCCCCAACCCCUUUUCCCCCACGCCUCCCGCCUGUGCCUCCCCUCCACGCCUCCUUCCAACACCUCCCCCUCUCACGCCUUGGCCACACGCCUCUCCCCCACCGUCUUCCUCCCCCAUGCCCUGAUCCUGCCGGGAGGAGUCAGCUGGCGAGGAGGCAGUGGGAUCCAGUGGCUAGCGCAAGUCAAUCGUCACCCCACCUGCACAUUCCCCACCUGCACCUCUUCCACGGCCCUGCCACUCGUUUCCUGUCUUUCAUGCCCUCUUGUGGGUGCGUUGUAAGAAGAGGGGGGGAGUGGGGUGAAGACAAGGCAGUGCCGGGCCUAUUCAGCAGGCGCAAGGCCAAGAUGACCACUAUUAUCACGUCUCCCUCUGGGCACUUGGCAUUUUCUCUGGCAGGCAGUGUGCUCCGCCUCCUCUGA
Closterium sp. NIES-65 is the source of this 1689-nucleotide messenger RNA. NCBI's taxonomy places the organism in Eukaryota, Viridiplantae, Streptophyta, Zygnematophyceae, Desmidiales, Closteriaceae. The record is from the annotation of a GenBank genome assembly.